Messenger RNA from Ruditapes philippinarum (Manila clam), 4094 nucleotides. RefSeq names its product glutamate receptor 1-like. The transcript has 13 exons. Gene Ontology annotation, biological process: synaptic transmission, glutamatergic; monoatomic ion transport; modulation of chemical synaptic transmission. NCBI's taxonomy places the organism in Eukaryota, Metazoa, Mollusca, Bivalvia, Venerida, Veneridae. Gene Ontology annotation, molecular function: transmitter-gated monoatomic ion channel activity involved in regulation of postsynaptic membrane potential; glutamate-gated receptor activity. Gene Ontology annotation, cellular component: plasma membrane; postsynaptic membrane. The record is from RefSeq and is a predicted model, not a curated record. The coding region runs from base 324 to 2735 and encodes 803 amino acids.
CAUACCUUUUCUAUUGACUAAAGUAUAGAGAACCACUCUCUGUUAUAACAUGGCAUACAAAAAAUCAGCGAGAAUCGCUAUAAAACGCUGAACAUCAUGUUUAGGGUAAUUUUCGUAUUGUUUUCUAACAGAUAUUGGUGACCGUAAAUUUAACAGGUUUUUUUGUACUGUUAAUUGGAUUUCUGAGUACACAUAUUGAUGGUUCAUCAAAUGAAGUGCCGGAUAAUAUGACGUCAUUAAAAUAAGCGCGACGGAGAUUAAAUGAGUAUAAAAAGAGCAUGCGACAGAUAAUUUAUUCAUUAAAUAAUGAUACAGAAUGAAAAAUGAAAAGCAUGGCGGAUAACGGAUAUGGUGAAAUGGUAUUUGUUCUCCUUCUUAUGGGUGUUUUGACAACACGUGCUGCGCAGAAUAACUUUGAACUAAAUGUUGCUGUUUUGCCACAAUGGAAAGACAUUAUAAACCCUAUCAUGGCAUCUAAACAUCUUGGCUCUGUUCCUGUUAAUCUCAACACAUUCGACCUCGGCAAGACUAGAUCGGAAUACGACAAAGUAAAGAAAGCGAUACAAAACCUUAAAGACCACAAUAUACAUGCUGUUGUCGGACCCUUUGAUGUACCAAUAUCUUUAGCCACAGAGUCGCUAAACAUUACAUACUUAGCGGCUUCAGAAGUAAAGACCAGGUUCACCAAUUCAACAUUUCAAAUGAUACCAAGACUAAAUGAUUUUAGUCAAGCUUUACUUGACAUGGUGAAACGAUAUGGCUGGAGUGAAGUUAGCAUUUUCUUUGACGACAGUAAAGGGAUAUCAGUAGUGGAGAAGCUUCUUACAGACCACGAAUUAUUAAUAAAAUCCUGGCGUUUAAAUCACAAUUCUGAUGAAAAGCAAGUUCGAGAUCAUCUUGUUCAUAUGCGCCGAAUAUUUAUGCAAAGAUCAAUUGUCUUCUGCCAGAAAGGGAAUGUAGAAAUCCUGCUUGAAACGGCACGUUCACUUGCAAUGCUUUCAACACCGUAUGAGUGGUUUUUCUACGAUCCUGGCGAUGAGUUAGCAGAUAUUAUGAAUAACUUUCCAGAUAUUCAUGUUAACUUUACUGUGUUCACAAUGAUGCCCUUCAAUAGUACAGUUCCAUCCGAACAAUAUUUCAGGGAUAGCUUUAAUAAAACACUGGCGCGAGAUUCAGUUGCUAUUCUUCAGGAAUGUGUGAUUCAACCAAUUGAAAAGAAUAGCACUGAAUCUGUAAGGAACAGUCUACUUGAGAGAAUGCAAUCGAUCGAAUUCAAAGGUAAAUCAGGAUCAAUACAGUUUGAUGAAAGCGGAAAACGAGUCAAUUUGUCCAUUUUGUUGACUGAGAUAUCUGGUUAUGCAACACAACAGAUAGGCAUGUGGUACUCGAAUGUGAGCUUGUUUGACAACCGUUUACAGAUCUCAAAAAGAUUUGGUUUUGGUAAUAUUUCUCAUCCGUUCCCAUUAGUUGGAAGAACAGCAAGGGUUGUUACAAUAUUGGAAAAGCCGUUCUGCAUGUACAAAAGAGAUCACAAAGUGCGGAAGGGUAAUGAUAGAUUUGAAGGUUUUGCCGUAGAUUUGAUUCAUGAGGUGGCUACAAUGUUAAAGUUUGAUUAUGAAAUCUAUCUCGUUCAUGACGGAAAUUUUGGAUCAAAAAUGCCCGACGGAAGUUGGAAUGGCAUGAUUGGAGAACUUCUACAGGGUAAUGCCACGAUGUCUGUAGCACCAUUAAGUAUAAACUCUGAACGUGAGGCAGCUGUUGACUUCACAAAACCAUUUAUGACAAGAUAUAUAAGUGUGUUAAUGAAAGUGCCACGAUCCGAGACAUCUUAUUUUGAAUUCCUUAAUCCUCUCCACCCAACAGUCUGGUUUUGUACCCUCGGUGCCUUUGUAUUUGUUAGUAUAGUUUUAUAUAUUCUUGAACGUAUUGGGACUUUAGACAGGAAAGAGUGUCCAUCAAUUAGUUUCAAAGAGAGCUUUUGGUUUGUAUUUGGCUCUUUACUACAAGGAAGUACUGAUUCAUCACCAUCUACAUUACCAGGAAGAAUUCUUACAUCAUCCUGGUGGUUUUUCGCGCUUAUUCUUAUAUCGUCUUAUACCGCUAAUCUAGCUGCAUUUUUGACUGUUAAGAAAAUUAAUACACCCAUAAAAACCGUAACUGACUUAGCAUCACAAACUAAGAUUAAAUAUGGAACAGUCCAAAGUAGUGGUAUUAUGUCAUUCUUUAAAAACACCGACAUUGAACACUUUUCCAAAAUGUGGGCACAAAUGUCAGAGAUCGAGCCUUCUUCUAUGGUUAAGUCAACAGAAGAGGGUUUUAAGAAAGUGAAGGAAGAACUUUAUGCAUUUUUCUGGGAUACAACUGUCAAUAAAUACAAGACCAUCGAAAACUGUGAUUUCAUGGAAGUUGGACCACCAUUUGAUCCUAAAGGUUUUGGGAUUGGUGUUCCACCUGGUGCAACGUAUAGAGAAGAGUUGUCAAUGGCGAUUCUAAAACUUAGUGAUAUUGGCAGGCUUCACGAGCUAGAAAACAGGUGGUGGGGUAGACGAAAUUGUCCUGAUCAUGGUAAACCUUCAACAGAUGAGACGUCAGAACUGCAGAUUGAUAAUGUUGCUGGGGUGUUCUUUAUUCUCGUGGGAGGAGUUGCUGUUGCUGCUGUCGUGUGCCUUGGUGAAUAUUUUGCCAAACAAAUUUCAAACAGUGUCAAAAAGGCUAAGAAUAGAAACAGGCAAUAGGGCUUUAGUGAGAGGUUCGCUUGUUGCGAUGGAUAUUCUUCAAAACAUUGGCCGGACAAUGUCCACUGAUGAACAAAAUAGAACCCCUCCGCCAUAACAUUAUUACAUACUUUUAUGAUAUAAAUACACUAUACUAUAUGAUGUUAUAAUCAUUUUUUCAUGAUUUAUCUGGGAUAUAGAUAUAUACUUCUGAUUCUGUUUUUAUAUGUGUUUAUACAUUAUGCAAAAUAGCUGUUGACAUUACGUAUUGUUAAUUGAAAAUUUAUUACACCUGGUUUCUUCAAGGCAAUAUUUACUGCAGCAAUAUAUUUGACUUUUAUAGACAUUUAUGCUAGCAAACAAUUGUAUUAUUUAUAACAUUUAUAUUUAUUUGAUUCAAUAUAUAUCCCAUAAGGCCAUACGAAGACAAUCCUAUUUUAGAGAUCAUUUAGGGAAGCACACCAGUGCAGCUUAAUAUAUUUCAAUAAAUAUUAUUUCCAAGUGUUAUCUCGAUUAAAAGUUAUCUUACAGAUGAUACAUUUUUAUCAUAUUUUCUUCAUUUAUUAUCGUGAACAUUGUUAAAAACGGAUUCAGUCCUUUCAUAAUAUAAUGUUCAUACUUUUUUACAUUACUUAUAAACUGCAUGUCAAAUACCUAUUUUUUGCAUGAGUUUCUUACAGUAAAUUCCUUAAAUGCAUGAACAAAGUUUUCAAAAUCGUUUAAUAAAUUUCUCAACAUUUGUCCAGAUGUUUCUAUUUAUAUAUUUGUAGGAGAAGCAUGCACGGGUGACAGACAAAGAGAGGGAGAGUUUCCUGUAAAGGCAUGGAAUAAUCAGUGUUUGUCAUGCAUGAUAUUUCGCCAACCAAUUGUGUGAUUCUAUGUACUAUUUACAUUUUGUCUGUUGUUUCUUGUAAAUAUUAUUAAACCUAAUAAAUAAAUUACCAGACUUCAGUUUAUCGCCCUAAAUUUAAGUAAUGUUCUUCUUAAAUUAAAGCAUUUACAGUUCCGGAAAUAUUUUCCUGUUAAAAUUAUUUAUUGCGAUAUUUAUAUCUAACUAGUGUGUAAAGCAAUGGGAGGAGGUUUUAGAAAAUCCUAUUUAACUGACGACGCGUAACAAAGAUUGGAAAAAGACUUGAAAUAUUAGUAGCAGAACAAAAGGAAAAAAAACUGUUAUGCCUGACAAUUUGUGAAACACAAUUAAGAAAUUAAGAAACAAUGAAUUAUAAGGAGGUGGGGGGGGGGAGAGUUGUUUCCGUCUUAAACAGUUUCAGACUCCUUUAACAAAACACAUAAUAGAUAUUUUAGUUACUUACCUAUUUUCGGGAGAAAAAAACACACAUCCGAUUUGGUAAUAUCUUAUCAUUUAUUAAAUAUUUGAGA